UUGCUGGACGUGGAAAUUGAACCUAGAAUUCUUAUCUUUCAACAAGAGAAUCAUUGACAACUUACCACUCAAGCCAACUCCCUUUUUGAAGUUAAUCAUAAACUAUCUUCUUCUAUAAACAUUAGGUGGUCCAUUUAAUGUGAAAUGUGAGCAAUCAAGCCCUCCACAUCCUGCAUGACAAUAACAGCAAACAAGCCCAACGUUGAGUGCACAAUGGACAGUUGAAGUCGGUCCACUUUGAGAAGGCCAAUUGGACUUCUGGGCCGUGCUGACAAAAAAAAUCUAAAGCCCAUUAUUCCCUAAUCAGCCGCGUGUCUUGAUCUCUGCAGAUUGCCUUUUUAUCGUCAUUGGUGGUGAAGACUCAACAAUGAAGAGACAAGUGUCGUCUGGAUUCGGAGAUAAAGGCGGUUCCAGUGGCUCGUGACUCGCAACUCAGAGACUCUCCAACUGAAAAAGCCUUGAUUCGCUGGAAAUGGCCCUCUCCACUCGGAACCCUCUGUUGUUCAUGGCCGCGUCACUCUAAAAUCAAUAGCCACGCGGUUCCCUCUAGCUCCCCGCGUCCUAUGCAAUCACUUCUAACCUUGUAUACAGCCAACACAAGAAAGGCAUUCGUCUUUUUUCGUUCUCCCUCUUCUUCUUUCUUUGUUAGGGAUUCACGACAGAAGGAAAUAUCUACUUUUGUGUGAGUACUUCCGGUAUAUUUCUAUUGGGUGCAUUGGGCUAAAAGGCCAAAGCAAGUUCUAGACUUUCUUUGGAUACGAUUUCUGAUCAAAAAGUAAGAUUUCUUCUCUGCUUUGAGCAAAUAGCAUACUUACCCUCUUUUACACGGUUUUCAUGGGACUUCAGAGUCUUUGACUUGAUUUAUAUCGAAAGGGUUCUCUCUAUUUUCUGUGAGCUUUGGUAUUGUUUUUGCGAAUUCAAGCUCCAUAAAGAAGAUAUGAGACUGCAUAGUUUGCAUAGUUGGAAUCUUACAGUCCCUCAAUCAAUAUAUAAUAUUCCAAAGCCUGCUUGUUCUGGAUACUGUUAUUCUUCAAUGACCAAUCGUAGUGGAAUCAGAAGUUGGGGCUUUGGUUUUCGAUUAGUUCAUCAAUCAACCGGUUUUGAGUCAUGUAAUUCUAAAGGUAGAGGUCUAAAGAGAUUUUGCACUGCCAAUUUUGAUGAAGUUUCCAACGAUGAGUUAUCGAAACAGAUUGAAGAGUUUACCGAAAAUUUCAGUUUCUGCGAGGAUGAGCAUGACAGUAGCAAUAGCAAGGAGAGUUCUUAUGCAGUAUCAGAUGCUGGCAAUGUUUUGGAAGGCAUGAAUAGCAGGAAUAUGUGUUCUUCGACGCCAUUUUCUGUGUUGAAUGUUGAAAUGCUUGAGCCUAGUUUGCUUGGAAUCAAGCCAGAGCCACCAGAAUGGCCAGAGAGAGAUGAGAUUGUUAGGAUUGGCAUUGAACGCAAAGCAAAUUGUGGUGAUAUUCCUUUAUCGCUACGAAUCAUUAAGAAAAAACGACAGUGGCAAGAGGGUUUUGUAGAUGCUGGGGAGUUUGCAUACUGUUCUGUAAAGAAGGCCUUUUCUUCGAUGGUGUUUAUCAUAAGAGAGCUCCAAACCUAUGCCUUAGAUAUAAGGCAAAGCCUCUACUGUGAAGAUUUACAAGUGAUUAUGUUUAAGGUUCAAAGGGAGAUGAAUGCAUCAUUUGUUUGGCUGUUUCAACAAGUCUUUUCAAGAACUCCUACUCUCAUGGUCUAUGUCAUGAUCCUUUUAGCUAAUUUCACGGUGCAUUCAAUGGCUGAUAAUAUUGUCAUUGCAGCAGUUCCAUCCCCUAAAAUGUUAUCUAGUGGGACUGUCUCAUUGUUAGAGCAGACGAAUCAAGAAAGCACACUGAAUUCUGCUGUCUCCUUACUGGAUAUAUCUGAUGUGGGAUUGGUUGGAAAUCAAGGAAUGGCUUUGGAGGAGGUGAGGUUGUGGAAAUCUAUUGUGGAAGCAGCUUCAAGAAUUCAAGGGGAAUCGAGAUUUAAGAACUUCGAUCAUGAGACAAUCAAGAACUUGGUGUCGCCAGUUACUGUUGAGAUUGAACCGGAUGAUUAUGAGGAAUAUUCUAGGAUGGAUCUUCUUUACCAAAUGAGUGUAGCUGAGGAGCCAAAUAAUCCGCUUCUGCUCACAAAUUAUGGGCAGUUUCUACACCUCGUUGCUCAUGAUCAUGACAGGGCAGAGGAGUGCUUCAAGCGUGCCAUAUUGUUGGAACCACCGGAUGCUGAUGCAUUGAGUCUAUACGCCGACUUCUUGUGGGUAGUCAGGAAAGACUUGUGUGCAGCAGAAGAGAGAUACCAGCAAGCAAUAGAAGCAGAUCCUAACAGCCCACAUUACAUUUCAAAGUACGCUUACUUCCUGUGGGGCACUGGUAAUAAAGAGACCUGUUUUCCUGAGGUUAUGUAAUGGAAAACAACACUUCUCUAAAAGCUUGAUGCCAUUAUAAUGUUGUAUAUUAUUCCCCUGGCAAAUACAACUUUGCAUAAAUUUUGUUUCUUGGUGCAGUUCUUAUAGUUCUUACAUAUCAAUACCAUUAUUGUCUAGUAUGCUAUUCACUCAA
This is a messenger RNA of Tripterygium wilfordii, 2570 nucleotides long. RefSeq lists its product as uncharacterized. The transcript is spliced from 3 exons. Bases 938 to 2416 code for a protein of 492 amino acids. NCBI's taxonomy places the organism in Eukaryota, Viridiplantae, Streptophyta, Magnoliopsida, Celastrales, Celastraceae. The record is from RefSeq and is a predicted model, not a curated record. Gene Ontology annotation, molecular function: protein binding.